AUGGCCAACUUUGCUGCUAGGACAGAGGUGAACUUCUGUUUGCAGGCACUGUUGUAUGACAUUAAGAAGGUGAAUCCAAAGAGGACCGUAGAUGUAGGGUCAUUCCAAGUAAACCCUGACGGGACACAAGAGAGGAGUAAGGUUCCUUUACCAAAGUCAGAGAGCAACUUAAUGGAGUUGUUGGGACAGAAAAAGAGAUGGGAGAGAUUUUCUCCUAGGCGAGAAGAGAAAAUCUAUGCAGACCUAGAAAAAACUGGGUUUUAAUCUGAUGCUUACAAACCUUUGAAACUUGAGUGGGAAAGUAUCAUAGAAGAGUAUGAAGAUGAAAUAUUCUCACUUAUCGCCCAAGAGGCAGACUAUCUAGCUGACAAGCUGUGCAGUGAAAAAUCAGGGUGUAAUAUGCUGAGCUCCUCUGUUCUCCAAGGCCGGUCCAUGGCCAACCCCAUCCACAGGAGCACCAGCAAGCGCCCAAAGCCAGAUGUGAAAUCCAGCUGGGCAGCAGCAGGUUCACACAAGAGUUUAGAUGCUUCCUGA
Messenger RNA from Strigops habroptila (Kakapo), 534 nucleotides. It is a transcript of the gene CNPY1, whose product is annotated as canopy FGF signaling regulator 1. The record is from RefSeq and is a predicted model, not a curated record. Lineage: Eukaryota; Metazoa; Chordata; Aves; Psittaciformes; Psittacidae. Gene Ontology annotation, cellular component: endoplasmic reticulum.